Messenger RNA from Oncorhynchus keta (chum salmon), 4742 nucleotides. It is a transcript of the gene arl8, whose product is annotated as ADP-ribosylation factor-like 8. NCBI's taxonomy places the organism in Eukaryota, Metazoa, Chordata, Actinopteri, Salmoniformes, Salmonidae. The transcript is spliced from 6 exons. Gene Ontology annotation, molecular function: GTP binding; GTPase activity. Gene Ontology annotation, biological process: protein localization to Golgi membrane; vesicle-mediated transport; intracellular protein transport. The coding region runs from base 503 to 1042 and encodes 179 amino acids. Gene Ontology annotation, cellular component: trans-Golgi network; cytoplasm. The record is from RefSeq and is a predicted model, not a curated record.
UUUUGAAAUACACUGCAUCUGGGUUUACACGAACAGUCAAUUUGAAGAGGCUAGAACACACAGCCAGAUCUCGGAUUAAGGAAAACUUUGUGUAUAUAAGGUUCUCACAGUGGAGUUGGCUAGGUAGCAGCUGGAAACGAGUCGACUUGAAGUGGUUAAUGUUAAACCCUUAGCUAGCUAACUUAGCUCCGGGCCGUUAGCUCACGUAAACAGAAUUCAAAAGGCACCAUCAGGAAAGAGUGUUGUGUCAACGUAUUUGGCCAUAACGGAUAGUAGUGACUCUGUUGAUGCUAGUUAACGUUAGCCCAUAUACAAAAUAACUGAGUCUGGUACCUCGGAUAGUAAAGGUAGCUAGUUAGCUAAUCAUUUCUCAACUAGAGUUUUGUUGUGGAGCUAGCGAGUUAAUUUACGUGGCUUGUUGUGGACCUGGUUAUUAAUUUCAGAACUAGUUAGCCCUGGAUACGUCGACUGUCCACUCUUUGCAGUUUAAACCACUAACGACAUGGGUCUUAUAUUUGCCAAACUGUGGAGUUUCUUUUGCAAUCAAGAACACAAGGUGAUUAUUGUCGGGUUGGACAAUGCUGGAAAAACCACCAUACUGUACCAAUUUCUGAUGAACGAGGUGGUCCAUACCUCGCCCACCAUCGGGAGUAAUGUGGAGGAGAUAGUGGUGAAGAACACCCACUUCCUCAUGUGGGACAUCGGGGGACAGGAGUCUCUCCGCUCCUCCUGGAACACCUAUUACUCCAACACAGAGUUUAUCAUCUUGGUGGUGGACAGCACAGACCGAGAGAGGCUGGUGAUCUCUAAAGAGGAGCUCUAUAAGAUGUUGGCUCAUGAGGACCUAAGAAAGGCAGCUUUGUUGAUAUUUGCCAACAAGCAGGAUAUGAAGGACUGCAUGUCGGCGGCGGAAAUCUCCAAAUACCUCACCCUCAGCUCCAUCAAAGACCACCCCUGGCACAUCCAGUCGUGCUGCGCGCUCACAGGAGAAGGCUUAUGCCAGGGCCUGGAGUGGAUGACCUCGAGGGCGGGACUAAGAUAGCCCCUUCUCCCUCGUUGGAUGUUGAACUGACUGACUACCGUUCUCACCUAUCUGGUGGUAUCUCAGCCUCUCCCUAUUGGCUUCUUAAAAACAAAAAAAAUGGUUCAAUUUUGAGCUUAAGGCUGCACGGGAAGCAAGUGUUGUGUCUCUCCCUGCUACAUCAACUUGACCUCACCUGGGUUGUGUUCAUUCAGCACCAAACAGAAGAAAACAAACCAAAACAGGGAGGGACUUCCAGAACUUGUCCAAUUAGAAAUGCUCCUUUCCAUUGUCCUUUGCAGAACGUUUUUGCUACAUUGUGCUGUAAUGAAUACCACACUGUUAUAAGGUCCUUGUUAACUGGACCCUCUUACUAAACCACAUGGACUUUUUGCUACCUGGAUGUGAUCAAGCUGAUGGUAAACUGCAGUAGAACCACAGCCAGAAAGAACACUUCUCCUCUAAGACUGGAAUACUAAGUGUCCACUUGAAGCGAUGGACACACCAUCACCACUACAUAUCAUGAUUAUAUAUCAUAAUGCCAUAUUAGGACCUGGAUUAACAUUUAGGUCUCUUGAAUGUUCUGUGCGGAAGUGUUUCAUCAAUCAUGUAUUCGGCUGUCUAUUUUGAUGCCUACUAGACAGAGGCCUACACCAAACAGUGUUUACCUACUCACUUAUGGUAGUCAGGUUAACUUACUUAGUUGGGGAAAGGAAGGGGUUUAUCAUGGUGAAUGGACACUGGGUAGUAUCAGUAACACAAUGGUAUUCUAUGUUGGUUACAGGAGUGGAAGUCUGUUACAAUACAGGUGUUUUGGUUUAGGCCUAUAUGUGCAGGAUGGCAUGUUCAAAAUGUUAACUACUUUUUGGUGUGUUUUUUUUUUUUAAUUUCGUGGUGAGUUGUCGUCGGGGCUUAUUAUACAUGGUCAGAGGGUUCUGUUCAUAAGUAGUGCACUAUAUAGGGUGCCGUUUGGGAUGCACACUGGGUACAAGCCCCGUGGUGCUUGUUUCUUUGACUGUGGGAGCCAUGUAUUAUUGGGAAUAGUCGUAUUGCAUUUGACUUCUCAAGCGAAUGUCGCUGGGAUCUGUUUUUCUUAGCACUCAUUCACACCGGAAACAAAUGGGGUGCUAACUAGUGCUGAGCGAUCAACCAAAAUGUUUAUUAUUUUUUGUUUUUUAAACCGCUAAUUGACCUACGUUGGUUCAAUUAUUUGAAUUCCAUGUAAUUUUCCCCUGUGAGCUCAAUGCACACAUUUCAGUUUCUCCACAGAUAAAUCCGAUCACGCCCAAUCUGUGCGACGUAUUUUCCAACAGGCCAAUCAAUAUUCAUAGUUUAGUGCAGAAAACGUGAUAAUUAACUACAAUGACCAUUAUGCAUAAUCCUACUUUUCGUUUUUUUUCCCGUUUACUCCUGCUAUGUUAGGUUAGUGUGGGGCAGACACUUAGACCGAGAAAUGCAUGAUCAAGAGGGAUAGAGAGCAGUUGCUCCGUGAGGUAUCUCUACCUGAAAAUACAUUUAUCUAAGUGAUUGAUAGUAUGCCUUAUUUCCAUUGAAGAACUACUAAAAUAGUGUUUUUUUUUGUCAGACAGCAUAGGCAGCAGCUCUAUAGAGAUGAGGAGAUUUGGAAUUAAAGUCAUCAAAUAAAACAAAUGUAAUAUACAGAAUGAAAUAUUUUUAAGUAAUAAAUUAAGUGAUGCGCAGUAAAUUGGCAGGCACUACUAAUAAUGGGAAUUUUAAUCAUUGUUUUCUGUUCACAUUUAACCCACAGUGCAUUUGAUGUUAAAAUUGUAUCCACUGAAAACUGAUUAUUGAAAAUAAUAAUCAAACCGAAACCAUACAGACCUCAAAUGCGGUAAUCGCUCGGCACUAGUGCCAACCAACCACUACCGUGGUAAUAUCAGUGUUCAAAGCUCAAGUUUCAUAACAGUAUUGUACACAUGUCGAUGCAGCAUUUUGAUUAGAUUAUUUUAGCAUUUUGUGUAUACACAUCUCAAGUAUGUGUUGAGAUGUCGAACUGAGCAGGUCAUUAAUUGCAGCUACAUUUGUUAGUGUAUCACCUUAUUCUGACAGAAAUUACUCCUGAGAGUUAAAGUAGCCUGAGUGUCAGUCUGUCUGUGCUAUCAUGCCACCUCCUUGUUUUAGCUUGACAAGGACAUCAAUGGAGUUUGCAAAAGCACUAAUGGAUCUGGGACCAAGCAAGCGUUAGAUAUAUGGUAGUCUUUGUGCAUUUUUGACUGCAGUGUGUCGGAACAUGCCAUUCAGUCCCCAUCCGCUUAUGUUGCGUACCCUCAAAACAGCUAGCCUGAUCCCAGAUUUGUUUGGAUUUUAGCCAACCUUUCUAGUUAGAGAAAUUGGCUGAAGCGCACAGGUCUGGGACCAGGCUACUGACAGGCCUCAAAAGGAGUUAGGGCUUCUCCUGUGUCAAAUGUGCCACAUGUCAGACAGACUCGCAUGUGAAUGAAUGGAAUGUUGAUGCUCUUCUUGUGUCUGAAUGUCUGUCUGCUUGCCCUGACAAUAUUUUAUCCCUUAGCCCCAUUCCACAAUCUUACUCAUUGUGGAUGGAACCACUAAAUUGAUCCAAAAUUGGCACUCCUACUCUGAGAAGCAUGCUACAUAUGGCCUCUCACCACCAGGAUUUGUUACGACAUUGGCCUGAUGGGUGAGUUCUUUUAAAUAGCUAACAGAUCUAUGCACGUGUCACUUUGCAGGGGUGUGUGUGUGUGGUGAAGUCGAGGAAACAACUUCAGUCUUUUUCAUUGGGACUAGAUUCAGAGUAGCUCAGGGUCCGGUUUCCCCAAAGUACCUUAAGGCUACGUUCAUCAUUAGGACCUUCGUGGGAGCAUUGUUAAAUCUCUAAGCUGUUUCCCCAAAACCACCGUUUUUAAUAAAGCUGCUCUUAAACACUUAUUUAACAACGACAUCAGGCCACUUGUAGAACAGCUAAGUACAUCGUUAGAUGCUUUUUUUUGCCCUUCUGCGUGACUUUAAAAGAUAAAUACAGUAUAGGCUACAGACCUAAUAUACUGUAUUUGAAUAUAUAGCUAAUUGUAGACUAGCCUUCUGUCUAAUAUUUGCCAAAUCUUGAUUUAGUGUGUUUUAUAGGGUAAACAUUAGAAUAAGCCGCCUCAAUAUUUGUAGCCAUAGACAAUAAAUAACAUCUCUCUGGGAGCUGAUCCCUCGUCAGUAAUUCUAAUGUUAAGAUUGGAAAGGCAGAACGUUGCUCCGAGAAGGGCAGUAAUCAACACAGGCCUCAAUGCACUUAUUGAACGUACUCUGUGUGGUGGUUUGUGAAAAGCAUGUUAUAGCUUUGACUGUUGUAGGGAAGAUUAAAACGGUCAUAAGAGUGGGAAACUGGGCCCAUGUCCAUCGCGCGACAAGUUACAAAGAGCAGUGGCGUCCACCCUGGUCCGGGAGAGUAUCUGAGUCCACUGGUUUUAAUUGACACACAGUUAGCAUUAUGUGAAACCGAUGGACCCAGGAUGUGUCCCAAAUGGCUCCAUAUUCCCUAUAUAGUGUACUACUGUCAGUAGAGUGCCAUUUGGAAUUGGGACACAUACCCAGUCUCUUCAGAAUCAUAGUGCAUUCCAUUGGUAUCUAGUGCUUUAUACUCUCAGAAAGUGGAAUGGUCGGACACUUAAAUCAGGAUGAUAAUGACAUGUAUGAUCUGGGUUGCACAUUUCAGUUUUAUUUUUAAAUAAAAUAUUGUAUUUUGAAAUGUGAA